AUGGCGAACGGACGUGUCUCUCUUAGCUCCGGUCUAAAAGUUUCUGAAUUGAAAGACAAGCUUGCCGAACUAGGUCUUUCUACCCAAGGAAACAAAGACAUACUCAGGGAACGAUUACACAGCUUCUUAGACGCUGGAAGUAGCAAUGAACAAGAUAUUCAUGUUGAAAAUCCACCAAAUGAAACUACGAUGGUCGCGGACGACACUGAAAUGGACGAUGAAAUCGCUCCUUCUUUGCGAACCGCCUCAGACACCGACGGCUCGCUAGCUAACUCAGAUGACUCUGAAGACUUCGAUAUACGAACCAAGCUAAAUUCUAAUUGCAAAGACAUUGAACUUCUAAAAUCUAACUUUGAACGGCUGAAACGGUCGACUGACCUUCCCGCCAAUUCCAGCCAAGUCGAAGCAUUGGAAAAUGAAAAGGGCUUUAAAAAUCCAGCUCAAGGACGUCGAAGCCGAGCGAGACUCGCUCAAACUGGCGCUAACAUGUGUAGCUAA
Molecule: messenger RNA, 498 nt
Organism: Porites evermanni
Lineage: Eukaryota; Metazoa; Cnidaria; Anthozoa; Scleractinia; Poritidae
Source: the annotation of a GenBank genome assembly